AUGCCAACAAUGACAAACGAUAAAAUCUUCAACGAAUCAGAUGCCGGCUUCGAAGAGAACUGCUUCCCAGGUGGUUUUGAAGGACCAGAGAAGAAAUUGGAUAUUAGAUUCUGUCCGAUUUCAAAGACUGGAAAGAACCAACCAUCACGCCUUGGACUUCGUUCACUCAACAAAGAGAGAUGGCAAUCAGUAUUGGACUCUGCAAGAUGCACAAUCAUCAGUCAAACUAGUAAUCAAUUUAUGGACAGUUUCGUAUUGUCUGAAUCAUCGUUGUUUGUCUACCCACGUCGUGUGAUGAUCAAGACCUGUGGAACUACCACUCUCCUCCAUCUCAUCGGUAAGAUGAGCGAGGUGGCCAAGGAAUGUGGUCUCGAGAUUGAGAUGGUACUCUUCUCGCGUAAGAACCUCAACAAUCCACACAAGCAAAUCUUCCCACAUUGUUCGUUCAACGACGAAAUCGAUUAUUUGAACAAGACAUUCGAUGGACAGGCCUACGUUAUGGGUCCACUCACCAAGGAUCACUGGAACCUCUACAUCGCCGACAUGAGAAAGAACAACACCUUGCAACGCACCGAACAAACCUUUGAGGUGAUGAUGCACGAUCUCGACCCAGAGGUCAUGAAGCAAUUCUUUAAGCGUGAGGGUGUCACCGCCUGGGACACCACCGUCAGCAGCGGCAUCGCCAACUUGAUUCCGGGAUCGACCAUCGAUGACUUCCAGUUCGAACCAUGCGGUUACUCAAUGAACGGAUUGCUCAACAAGUGGUACUGGACCAUCCAUAUCACACCGGAGGAUCACUGUUCAUACGUCUCGUUCGACACCAACCUUGCCGUGCCCGACUUUAACAAUCUUCUCAGAAACGUCCUUAACGUAUUCAAGCCAGGUCGUUUCACCGCUGCUUUGUACUGUGAGGACGGUGCUCCAUGUGGUGAUCCAUAUUCAGCAUUCGAUCCAAACAUUCCAGAGUUUGCCAUCGCCAACAAGACUGUUCACGGAUUCGAUGGUGGUUACGACGUCGUCGUGUGCAACUACACCAAACAAACCGAAAAAGUACUGUCAGCUUCAUCCGAAGUCAUUGAAUCAAACGUUAGCUGCGAUUUAAUUGUCGCUUAA
Heterostelium album PN500 is the source of this 1113-nucleotide messenger RNA. RefSeq names its product S-adenosylmethionine decarboxylase proenzyme (gene amd1). The transcript is spliced from 2 exons. NCBI's taxonomy places the organism in Eukaryota, Evosea, Eumycetozoa, Acytosteliales, Acytosteliaceae. Gene Ontology annotation, biological process: spermine biosynthetic process; spermidine biosynthetic process. Gene Ontology annotation, molecular function: adenosylmethionine decarboxylase activity. The record is from RefSeq and is a predicted model, not a curated record. Gene Ontology annotation, cellular component: cytosol. Bases 1 to 1113 code for a protein of 370 amino acids.